Molecule: messenger RNA, 1809 nt
Organism: Gopherus flavomarginatus (Mexican gopher tortoise)
Lineage: Eukaryota; Metazoa; Chordata; Testudines; Testudinidae
Product: glucagon receptor-like
Exons: 14
Coding region: 408-1709 (433 amino acids)
Biological process (GO): cell surface receptor signaling pathway; adenylate cyclase-modulating G protein-coupled receptor signaling pathway
Cellular component (GO): plasma membrane
Molecular function (GO): peptide hormone binding; glucagon receptor activity
Source: RefSeq, a predicted model, not a curated record
CACAGAUGCUCGCAUAGCCCUAGCAAUUAGAGGCAUGGUUUGCCAAGGAGGCAGGUACACUUUAGACUCCGGCUACAACUAACUUGUCUUCACUCCCCUCCCAGCAAUAUCUCCAUCCUGUGGUUCCUAGGUGCCAGGUUCCCGGGCUGGAAGCAGGAGUGGAGAAGUGGACUCUCCUACCCAGUUCUCGGGCAGGCUGCAGUUCUCUCCUUAGCUGUGGGGAUUUAUGUCCAAAGCAGAGUGCUCCUUGGGCAACCGGCCAAGUCAUCUGUGGAGACACAGGGCUGCCUUCCACCACCAGCAGCCUGGGCUGAGACAGGAGAGUGCUGGGGUUUGGAAAGACACUCAGUGACCCUCGCACCUGGGCCAGCAACUGGUCUCUCUACCCCAGACUCCAGCAGAUAGCCAUGAGGGGCAUGUUCUGCUCCUUGUACAGCUGGAUGCUUGUUUACCUUGCCUGGAUGUGCCUCCUUUCCUCCAUGCAGCACUGCAGAGCAAAAGUUCUGGAGAAGACCUUCGAGGAGUGGAUGAGAUACCGGGACGAGUGCUUGAAGAAGCUGGCAAAUGAGCCAUCCCCCACAGGGCUCUACUGCAACCGGACAUUCGACAUGUACGCCUGCUGGCCAGAUGGGAGCCCAGGCAGCACCAUCAACGUCUCCUGUCCUUUCUACCUGCCAUGGUUCGAGAAAGUGAAAUAUGGGCUAGUGAGCCGCAAGUGCGGGCUGGAUGGGCAGUGGGUGAUGGUGAACGGCACGCAGCCAUGGAGGGACUACUCCCAGUGCGAGGAGGAGAUGGAGUCCACCAUGGAGGAGGAAGGGGCCCACCGGCUGAUGGUGAGUUUCAAGGUGCUCUACACGGUGGGAUACUCGCUGUCGCUCCUGGCACUGGUCUCUGCCCUGCUCAUCCUCACCAUCUUCAGGAAACUCCGCUGCACCCGCAACUACAUACAUGCAAACCUCUUUGCCUCCUUUGGGCUGCGGGCCAUCUCGGUGAUUGUCAAAGAUGCGCUGCUGGAGAAGAGGUGGGGCAUGGAAAUCCUGCAUGUGUCUGACUGGGAAGCGCUGUUGAGCAAUAAGGCUGCAGUUGGCUGCCGGGUGGCUCAAGUCAUGAUGCAAUACUGCAUUCUAGCCAAUCACUACUGGUUUCUGGUGGAAGCUGUCUACCUGUACAAGCUUCUGAUUGGAGCGGUGUUUUCCGAGAAGAACUACUACAUGCUCUACCUGUACUUAGGCUGGGGAACCCCUGUGGUGUUCGUGGUGCCGUGGCUGGUGGCCAAAUAUCUGAAGGAGAAUGCAGAGUGCUGGGCUCUGAAUGAGAACAUGGCCUACUGGUGGAUCAUCAGGAUUCCUAUCCUGCUGGCAUCCCUGAUCAACCUGCUGAUCUUCAUGAGGAUUCUCAAGGUGAUCCUGGCCAAGCUGCGUGCCAACCAGAAAGGCUACGCAGACUACAAGCUCCGGCUGGCCAAGGCCACGCUGACCCUCAUCCCCCUCUUCGGGAUCCACGAGGUGGUCUUCAUCUUUGCCACAGACGAGCAGACCACAGGCAUCCUGCGUUACAUCAAAGUCUUCUUCACGCUGUUCCUCAACUCUUUCCAGGGUUUCCUAGUUGCUGUGUUGUACUGUUUUGCCAAUAAAGAGGUGAAGUCAGAAAUGAAGAAGAAAUGGCAGCUCUGGAAGCUUGACCAUCCGGCGCUCUGCUGCACACAGUGAUGGCUGCACUGCCCUGCUGUGGGCAACCGGCCUGGGAAAGCCACAGGAGAAGGGCCACCCCCAGCUUGAUGGCUGGGGGAGUAGGCCAAGAGGCCAGCCA